GCUUGGCUCCCUCCAUUGUAGAGGAGCUGUUUUCAGCUGGCUGCAGCGGUGACUGCCGGUUUUCUCUUCGGAUAGUGUUUUAGUACAGAGGCAAGAGAUAGCAAGGAGCAGGAGACAACUGUGUAUGGGAGGAAGGCAUCAGCACCAUUGUCUCCAUUAAUCACCCAGGGCCAUUGUGGUCCUGUCCUGUACACGGCGCCAGUACAGGCAGGCAGGCAGACAGAGAGAAGAGAGGAAGAAGCAGAGGAAGAGGGAGAGAGAGGGGGGCAGGGUGGCUGCAGGGAGAAAGAGGGGCAGAGAAUGGUUGGGGAACAGCCUGUAUGUCCACCUCAGCUCCUACUGCGGGGCUGGGGAGCAGUGUUGCUGUCUCAGUGCUUGUCCUCCGUGUUCUCCCAGAUCCCAGAUCCUGAGCUUUUACCGACAGAUCCCCCAAAGAAGCCAGACCCUGUGAACUCAGAGACUGUUGUUUUCUGGGGGCUGCGGUUAUGGCAGGUCAUCGGCAUCUUUUCCAUGUUUGCUUUGGCAGUUGUUAUCACUCUGUGUUGUAUUUUCAAAUGCCGAAUCCCAAGAACCAAAAAGGAAAUCGAGGCACGGCAUGCACAGAGGCAGGCUGCCAAGAAAUAUGCCAACACAUUAGAGACAGUGCCACCUCUCAAUGAGCUGACCGAGAUCCCAGGAUCUGCAAAAGCAGAAGAAAAAGAGGAGGUGACAACAGUUUCCGGGAAAGUGGAUGGUGAAAAAGGAGAGAAGAAGACCAAGGAGGGUAAGAAAGAGGGCAAGGGUGCCAAAGAAGAGAAAGGAGACGAAAAUGGCCCAUCAACAAAGAAGAAGGGUGAGAAAGGUGAAAAGGGAGCACCCAAGAAUGAAGAUGGGGAAAGUAAAGGGAAGAAAUCUGGAGAGAAAGAAGACAAAGGCGGAGCUAAAGGUGGAGCUAAAGGUGGAGCUAAAGGUGGAGCUAAAGGCAGAACCAAGAAACAGUGAACUCUGCCUUACACGCGAACAUUUAAAAAAAAGAUCAUUUCAUAUUUUUCACUGUAUU
Solea senegalensis (Senegalese sole) is the source of this 1039-nucleotide messenger RNA. RefSeq names its product transmembrane inner ear (gene tmie). NCBI's taxonomy places the organism in Eukaryota, Metazoa, Chordata, Actinopteri, Pleuronectiformes, Soleidae. The coding region runs from base 301 to 981 and encodes 226 amino acids. The record is from RefSeq and is a predicted model, not a curated record. The transcript has 4 exons.